GUUUAGACUGGAUGUUGGUGGCAGUUUAGACCAGUUUUUGGAGGGAGUUUAGACCAGGUUGUGAGGGAGUUUAGACCGGGUGGUGGUGGGAGUUUAGACCGGGUGGUGGAGUGACUUUAGACCAGGUGGUAGUGGGAAUUUAGACCGUGUCGUGGUGGGUGUUUAGACCGGUUGGUGGUGGGAAUUUAGUCUGGGUGGUGGUAGAAGUUUAGACCGGGUGGUGGUAGUAGAUAAGAGCGGAUGGUGGUGGGAGUAUAGACCAGGUGUCAAACCACCAUAGCGUCGUCAAAUCUUCAUGGAAGUUCAUGAUUAACCUUGCUGCAGACAGACGACAGCAACGCACCCGAGAUCACCGUUUCAGCUAGCGAGCAGAUCGUUAUCAAUAUUUGAAGCCGUCUGACGGAAAUCCGACUGUGCUCUCAAUCUCAUUUUAGGCACAUUUGAGCCUAUUGUGAUUAUAACAAGUGGUAUCAGAGCCCCUUGGAGCCGUCUCGACCAUGCCUAGACCUGAGGAAGGGGGUGGCAGAGGUGCUGGAGGCAGAGAAGACGCCCAAGCACAAGGUCAACACCAAGAUCCACCCGUUGCUCCGGUGCAACCUAGCCUUGGACCCUCUAGGGAUGAGCCUAGAGUGUUUGGCCUUGACAAGUUCAACGGUGACAACUAUGCUGUGUGGUCCUUCAAGAUGGAGAACAUCUUUGACCACUAUGAUCUGCUGGAGGUGAUGGAAGGAACGGAGAACCGCCCCGAGAACGACCCGGAGAAGAGCCCGUGGGUGCGGAAGUGCGCACAAGGCUACCUUCUACUUGGGCAAGCGUUGGGGAGCAGCCAAAUCCGUCACAUCAGUCAUUUUCAGCGUGAACCAGCAAAGGGACCAAAGGCAUGGGCUGCUCUCAAGGGUGUACACGCUCCUGCAACAGCGGCGGUGGCUGUGGUUUUGGAGCGGCAAAUGGCGGCACUUCGAAUUGACGAAGGCGAACCGGUGGAGGAAGGAGUGUAGAAAUUCCUAAUUUUUUCAUGCGUGGUUAGUGUAUGGGCUCAAGAG
Closterium sp. NIES-67 is the source of this 1043-nucleotide messenger RNA. NCBI's taxonomy places the organism in Eukaryota, Viridiplantae, Streptophyta, Zygnematophyceae, Desmidiales, Closteriaceae. The record is from the annotation of a GenBank genome assembly.